UUGCUACUUGUUUCUGUGGUAAUUUGAGUACUUACUUAUAGUGCAGAUCCCGUGCUGCAGCACCAUCGACGUCGCAGGAUGCUGUAGAUCAUAGUGGCAGGAUGGUAGUACUUCCAUGGUAGAUUUUGAUUUGCCACUGCCGCAUUCGACUUGAUAGUGACUUGUUAUUGUAUAGGACAUCAGGUUGUAGAAAUACUCGUGACCACAUCUUUUGGCUUGAUCGGCUACUGACAUGGCACCUGAUUAACAAAGGAGCUUGCUGCUCCUCCUGAAAGUCGAUUCAGGAACCACUACAAGAACGAAGGACGAUAGCAACAAGCGACCCCGAGCGCAAGCCCAGCAUGGGCGUGCUGGGCUAUGAGAUCGCACAACUCCGUCUCCCCCUCAUUUGUCGUGAAAAUGCAUGAAUCUCGUCCGCAGUGUAGCAAUAGAACGCGGCUUUCGCAUGACAAGCUUACACAGAAGAAUCAUGCUGGUUCUGUUUGAGCGAACCUGCUAUGCAAACACUGCCAAGACGAGGCAGAGGGUGAGUUUGGCUUUUUGCAUGACAAAGAAGGGGAGGGGGAUUUGUGCACUCUCACACGGACAGCGGCACGACUACGACCACCACGGACGAGCCUGGAAUGCUGCUAUCCAUUGCAAAAGUCCUCAAUGGUACAGGCGUAUGCAUAAAAAUUUGUAUGACAAACUGUUCCAUCUCAAGGAAAACACAAUCUUUGUCGUUCUGAUUGAAUGUAGUUACGCGGCAUUAUUGUUGCAACUCCUAAAAAACUACGGGCAGAGUUCUAGUUAGUUGUAUACGUGCGAAGAUGUUGCACGUGCAGCUUUUGCUCUGGAUAGGAGUUGCAAUCGACGACUUCUGCCCGUCGCAGGGGCGGUUUGUUUGAGCAGCGGCUCGCAGAACGCGCGCAUGCCUACGGGGUGGCUGCCUUUGGCAAGCUCGGUGAGAUCUCCGCCACGAGGCCCGGCAGCGUGUACUGCUUUGCCUUGUUGCUGUUUCUGAUCUUCAGUCCGGGGCUAACGCUGGUGCCAAAAAUGACCAAGUACCGGGCCGAUGAGCUGUGGGUGGAUCAGGAUUCCCGGGCCAAGAUCACACAGAACUGGGUGGAGGCGAACUUCAGCCCGUACAGCAGGUUUGAGCGCAUCAUCCUCGUUUGCGAGCCGAACGACGGUGGAAUCUCCCCGACCGUUUCUGGGUUCGGUAACGUUUUGACGUCCGCCGGGUUGGCGAAACUGUGGACCGUCUACAACACGUACGAAGCGGAAAAACUUUCCCCAGCCCAUUUUUCAAAAAUUUGCAUUCCCGUUUCUAAUAGCCCAGCUAGUAGAAAACGUUCAGCAGCCCGCGAAGGUGGCCCCCUGCGGAUUGCCGGGGAAAGCCCGGGAUUAUGGAGGAGGCCCUGGGAAUCAUGGCGGAGGCCCGCGUGGGGCUGCGCGAAGACACCCGCAACGGGAGGGCCGAAUAAAUUCCGCACCACGAAGAUGUGGCGCGGGAAUGCGCCGCGUUUGGCACGGACGUGCUGGAGGGAUUGGGAAAAUGUAUUGGCUUGAUUUAGUGUUUUGCUAUUUUCGAAGAAAAAGGGGAAGCGUUUCGCUUCCACGGCCACAAACCUGGCCCGCAAACGACUGGGCGGUGGGCCUGGGGCCAGAAAUUGUAAUAUGCCGACUCAGCCCGUGUUUCGGGUCAUUACAAUUUCUGGCCCCAGCUCCGCAGUCCAGGCGAUUUUUGGGGCUCGGGACAGAAAUUGUGUAAAGCCCCCAAUUGUGGCUUCCUCGGCAGCAGCAAUAGCUCCUGCUAGCUGGUCAAAAGCAAGGGCUUUUUCCGGCUACUUGCUGGCCACCGAUCGCGCGCGACAAGAAGAGGGACGAAGAAGCCCGGGGCGCGCAGGCAGCUUCAUACUGUGAAGCAAGGCGUGAACGGCUUGGCCUAGCUGCGUGUGUUGCGGCGACCAUUCCGAGAAGGACGUUCCGGAGGUACUUAGUCGGCCCCACAGAGAAGGAUACCCAAGCUGUACAGCAACGAGAGCGCCAUAGUGUCGGGGAGGGGAGGGAUCGACCAGCGCUAUCUUUGAAAAUUGGGUUGGCGAAACUGUGGACCGUCUACAACACGAUUACCAGUGUGAAGUCCAGCAGUCAGAAGUCCUUUGCAGAUCUUUGCACGCGACGCGCUGACGACCUAUCAAAUGCAAAAAUGUCUGGGCCUGGAAGAUUGGUAGGUUUGUCAUGCAGGUUUUCCUUGACCCACGCGGUCUGCCAUGCACGGCCUAGCAUGACAGGUUCUGUGAGAUCUCUAUCAGGCCGCUCUUGCAUGAGAAACUGCCUCUAAACUUGUUCAAAAGUGGACCUCUUUUGGUAAUCAUGCAACACAAAUUUUUCCACGAUCCAGAUGCAGCAUGACAAGUUACACUCUUCCAGACCGCCCAGACAUAUUUGCAAUGCAUACGACCCAAGCCGGUGCUAUGUGGAGGGCGUCGUGAACUUUUGGCGGCAGAACUUCACGGAAUUUCAGCUGUCGGCCACCAAGGUCGCGGACGCCAUGGUGGACUACUACCCAGGGUCGGUGCAGCAGGUUUACCGCAAUGACAUGAUUUUCGGGUACCAGACGACGCCGACCCCGUUUGCUUUCGGGUUCCAGCUCGGGGUGUUCUUGAACGACGACGAUGCAAAUGAGGACGACAAUCUGUCCUGGGAAAAAAACUACCUGGACGCCAUGGAAAUGCUUGACGAGGCCGAAAAAGCAGUGCAUUCUGGGUUUCGGGUACUUAAGUACAUAAAUUAGAAGUCAGUAACCUGUUGGUUGCAUGAUUUUUUUAGAAGAUGAACAAAAAAUAUUUCAUCAAACGUCUACUCAGAUCUACCGCGAGUCUACUCGAACGCUUGACGACGAACUGCUGCGGUCCGUACGAGGUGAUAUAUUUCUUAACGUCUUGAGCUACACGCUGAUGUCGAUUUACUGUGGGAUCAUGCUGUCUCGCAAGCCGCAUCCGAAGCUGUACGACUUCAGCCGGGCCUACUGGUGGAAGGUCGUCCGCAUCGGCAGCCGGGGUGUAUUGGCCACCUUGGGCGUGUUUGUGGUUAUCCUCUCCACCAUUAUCGGGUACGGAUUCUGCUUGUACUGCGGCGUGUACUUCGUCAGCUUACACCAGGUGCUGCCGUUUAUCCUGCUGGGGAUCGGGGUGGAUGACAUGUUUAUCCUGGUGAAUGCCUUCGACAGUUUCCCGGACCUUCCCCCGAAGGAACGAGCCAGAAAGGCGCUGGAAAAGUGCGGCAUGACCGUCACCCUCACCAGUUGGACGGGUUCCGCCGCGACCGCAUGUUGCAGGAGGCCCGGGAGCGGAAAUUGCAAGCGGAGUUGCUGCAGGAGAAAAAGUUUGAGACCAUCCGACUGGCGCGCAGCAACAACGUGCUCGCCGCGUCGGAGGGGCGAGGAUCGCAGAAGGGGCUGAAGCUCGAAAAUUUGAUUGAGCGCUGUUCCGUGUGGGAGAAGCGACGGGCCCGCUGGCGCGAGGCGAAACGAGUCGAGAAGGAAACGCAGGAGGAAAACAGCUGCAGUUUCGCGCCCCGGCCGCUGUCGAGGAAGAGCGAAGAAUUACUAAACAACAGCGGCAAGCAGACGUGGGCGCAGCGCAACAGCGCGGCGGUACGGAAGUUUAUGGACCGCCAGCUGCAGGUGGGUGAGGUGUUGCAGGCAGCUCGGGACCAGCAAGAGGAGAAAGAAACGAAGGAGGCUUUCGCCGCUGGGCAGGAGGAAAUUCUCAAGCUGAGAAAUGCCUCGCUGUACAGCGGCACAGGAGGCCGCGGGGGUACAGCACAACCACUAAAGCCUCCGGAAGGGGGUGAGGAAGCAAAAAAAGAUUGCUCAUCUUCUCCUGCGAAUGUUACGAAUGGUGCGACGCAAGACCAAGAAAGCAGGACCCUAAGUCCUCACGACCGUGGCAUCUCUUCUAAGAACGCAAUGUCUCCUGUAGCCCUGCAUCGGGCUUUUCGCCGCAUUCAGCAGCUGCAGCCACUGAAGAAAUCUGCGGAGGUGACGAGCAGGCAAGAACUGCACCGCAAUGACGACUACGAACUGACGUUUCAGCCGAAAACGCGGGCGGGGCGGUACUUUUAUACCCGCCGGGGCGAGGCUGAUGACAAUAAAGAGCAGGAUCAACAUGUUGGGAGUCGUGCAGCGGAGGUAUUGCCAAUCUUCGAAAGACUCAUGUAUAGGCACCUUGAUGAUCUGCAAUUAUCUACUCUAGAUGUUCUUGCAGACGCUGAUGCUGAUCUGGAGGAUUGAAGCGAGGUACUAAGUUCAACUUCGAGUCUGCGGCAGAACAAACCAGCAGCAGGAGUCCCGGUAAUAUUGAACAGACAGAGAAGUGGUCAUUCUUCGAACUGAAAAAACAAGUGCUAGCCGCUCGCUAGCGAAGAGUUUCCCGUUGCACCAAUGCCACCACCAGCAUCUCCAGUACAUGUACAUUAUCAAUGUCAAUGUUCCACUUUUCUACAUAGGCGCACGAAAUUUGAUGCAGGUGCCGUGCGUAUUUGUUGUGAACAUCCGCCACUCUCCGGGUCCUCGGGCGCCACUGUUCUAUGCCUCCUUCCAUUAGAUCAAUUUACGAAAAAGUCAAAGAUGAAGCUUUUCAGAUCCGCGUCGGCUCCGCAAACUGAUCAUAAAAAUAAUGCUGCGAUUCGUGAUCUUCAAAUCGACAAAUCUUUCUACGUUUUUGGUUCCAUAAUUGCGACGGUUCAAAAUAAAAAGCACCGCUGUCCUGUUGAGGAUCAUCUACUUGAGCGUGCUGUCGGUUGUAUAUCGGUGUCGGUUGAUGUGUAUGGAGUUGACAGCAGUUCUACAACUCUUCCUCUUCUUUGAGAAUUGAAGAGAUCAGAAUUGUUCUCGAUAGACGAAAGCGAUAAAUGUUGAUGAGGAAAUGUUGUAUGUUGAUGCAUUUUUUUAGGCGUGCCACUUCUUGUGUCUGAUCAUCAAUUUCGGAGUCAGGUAUUUCUGAUCUUCUGUACUGGCUUAGAGGUCAAAUAAAACCAGGUGAAGUUCUUUAUGGCGAGUAUAUCAUCCGACUUUUACGAUUUCAAUUUCUCCACAAGUAGUUAUUGUAUUAUUUGAGGUUUUUUACACGCACGACACGGACACACAGGACAGCUACGACUUUCUUUGCUUUGCAAUCAAGGGAAUUUUAUUUCGAAACCGCUCUCACUAACCGUAACCAGCGUGAUCAGGUGGAAUAGUAUAGUGCCUUUGAGUUCUUCUUCUUGGGUCAAGCAGAGAAUUUGAGAACUAUCAAAGAGAAGGUCAUGCUUCAGAAGUCCCUCACCAUGAAGAAAAUGUCCGUCGCUCCUGCGCCUCGGAGUGCAGCAGCUUUUUGCGCGCUGGUCGUAACAGCAUUCUGUGGGUGGUCCUCGUUUUCUUGCGUGACGAGCGCUCGCGCAGUCCGUGCCAGUAGCGGGCAGCAGCAAGCUCAUUUGGAACAGGUGCCAGACCACGUUUUAGCCGUGAUCGACAAAGGCGCACGGGAUAAGCAUCCGGACUGGUCCGAAUUGAUUUCACUUUUGAAAGUCAUGUUUUCCGGCCGCCCCCAGCUAGGGGCCGCCGAGCUGAAUGAAGUCCGAGACCGGGUGUUGCCGGAGGCCAUCAGUCGUUCGUGGAACGUUGAACCGGGACAACCGAUCACGCUGGUCGAAGAAGGUUUGACCCGGUGGCAACUUUUUUUUCAGGCGUGGCGCAGAUGGAAAGAGGGUGAGGCCGCGACAAGACCAAGAGGACGCGGCGGGCCCCGAGAGAUUGUUUCGCCUCUUGCCGGAGUAAGCCGGCGCUUUCGCGGCGAUGCUUUUUCGGUGCGCCAGCCGCGGUCACUUGGGGCGUUCUUCUCGGAGGAGUUUUUCGCCACCUCGAGCGAGUACACGGCCAACGCUGCGAGUCAGGAGUUCGCUUCCGCGUUUCUCGCCACCUUCGAAGACGCGCUCGCGCGGCCGAACGCCGCAAGCUACGUGGAUGGAGCCAGCGUCUUCUUCAACGGGAACUCGCACCCGCCAACUACCGGGGGGCUGAACUACGGCUUUAUUCCUACUGAUACUGAACAGCAUUGGGAUUGGCCGGGCUUCCCCAAUCCGCCCACCUUGCUCACCUAUGGGACUCUCAAACGUAAAUAGCGUUACAUUGUUUGCUGUUUACAUGAUGAUGAUUUUAUACUUGUCCUUUGUCAUGCAAAGUUAUCAGCAGCCAGCUGCAGCAUGAGCAGCCACACGACAAGCUACUUCGCAUGUUGACACGUUCAUUCUCGACGUGCCAAGUAGCAUAGAAACUUGUGCCGAUUUGUAAAGCGGCGAGACGGACAAGCUUUAAUUCCUCCGUCCUUGCUGCGCCUUUACUAUGGCAUAUAUGUUGCAUCACGCAGUGUUAUCUUAUGUAGCGUUUGAGAACUCCAUACCACCAGCGUCUUGGUUCGGCCGCCCAACUGCGGGAUGAAUAUGGAAUAUGGCCUUCUGAAGAUUUCUGCCCUGCGUGUGCAGCAUGCGAAUAUCCGCAGGUCGGGUCUGCUCUUGCCUGCCGCGGGCGGCGCGAAUGCAGCAGCAAUUGGACGAAGGGCUGUGCCGAUGACCGUCCUGGAAUUCCGGUUGUGCACCGCUUCUGCAGCGGACAUGAUGACCAGCACACGAGGCAGCUCGACUUCCAUCUGGUGUGAGCUGCUGCAAGAGAAUCACUUUGCUCGCCCGACCGUUCGUUUCAAAGUGGAGCCAAGCAGGGAUGACGAAACUCGAAAGGUGCUCGCGGGCCAGUACGACCUCGAGCUCGCACUUACAGUGUACCUAAGGUAAGUAGCUAGAGAAUUACGUGUGGUGGAUGACUUGUUUUGUGCAUUACUAAAUCAAGCUCACCAUCUUCCCGUCGGAGGUUCUAUUUGCGGUUUGUCCGAGGACCACCAUGGGUCAUUGAAAAAAGUAAAAGUAUGCCAUGAUUCAUGUCAAUCGCUAUAGUAUUCUUGUAGUACCUCCUGAUAUAAUGAAUGGAGGUUCAUGUAGGUAAUGUUCCUAGCUACAUUACGUGUGGUAGAGGUGGAAUUCGUUUAUAUAUCUGUCUUCGUUUAAAGUUAUUGCACCGAUGUUGUAGACACGUGACUGACAACUAGGGUUGUGUAUUUUUCUGUGAUUUGUGCUAAUCAGAAUUGGAAGACCAUGCAGAUUUAUACUUUGCAAAAAUUCAAAGCCAUUGCACCGAUGGACAGCAGGACAAGUGAUUGCAGUAAUUGGGUAUGCUCAUCCGUUCACUUCAAAUUAAAAACACAUGCUAAAAACACAGCAAGCAAGGUUAUCACGCGGACUGCAAGCGGUAAAAAUUAAAAUGGAGUAUAAACAAACCAAGUUUUGGAAUCAAAAAAGCGGUAUGAACAAAUCAAGUUUUCGAAUGUGGAACUCGCAAAAACAAAUCAAGUUUUGGAAUGUGGGACUCGGAAACAUAGUUUUCUCAUGUGAAAAAUCAAGAAGAAUGCAUGACAAAUUGAUUUCGAUUACGGUCAGGAACUGAACUAGUAUGUAUUGUGUAUUCGCAUUUAUUUUGUUUUUGAGUCGCGAGAUGAAGGAGCAUGAAUUUGAAGAUCAUAAAAGAAAAAAGAAUGCCCCCAUGCCUACUACUUCAAAGUCCCACCGCACGACCAUGAAGAAAAUAUCCGUCUCCAUUGCGAGCGCAGCUUUUUGCGUGCCUUGUCGUAACAAGGCCAGGUAACUACGGAUGUUCGAGCGGGUUCACCACGUCCUUCCUCCGACUCCUGUGAGGCAGCAUCUACUAAAAACACUACAGAGACGAGUCGAAGUGUGUGUUGUCAUGAGAUUAUUAUGAGAAAAUUGUUUGGAGAGAGGAAGUAUAGCUAGAAGGAGAGCGUUCUUUUCAGCUCGGUCAUUAUUUCCAUUUCAAGGAAAUGGAAAUGCAACAAACUGGCAGCCGUAAGUCCGCCGGUUCUGCAGCACUAGUACGAGUUGUUUGUUUCCGACGAGCAGCAUCCACCUUCACGGCGAGCCAUAUCUUCUUCAUGGAUUAGUCUACGUUCCUUCUUUAUACUAGUUUCACUGUUGCUACUUGUUUCUGUGGUAAUUUGAGUACUUACUUAUAGUGCAGAUCCUGUGCUGCAGCACCAUCGUCGCAGGAUGCUCUAGAUCAUAGUGGCAGGAUGCUAGUACUACCAUGAUAGAUUUUGAUUUGCUACAGUCACAUGUUGACAUUCGACUUGAUAGUGACUUGUUAUUGUAUAGGACACCAGGUUGUCGUUGUACUCGUAACCACAUCUUUUGGCUUGAUCGGCUACUGGCAUGGCCCCUGAUUAACAAAGGAACUUGCUGCGCCUCCUGAAAGUCGACUCAGGAACCACUACAAUAAGGACGACAGCAACAAGCGACCCCGAGCGCAAGCCCAGCAUGGGCGUGCUGGGCUAUGAGUUCGCACAACUCCUCCUCUCCCUCAUUCGUCGUGAAAAUGCAUGAAUCUCCGCAUUGUAGAAAUAGAAUGCAGUUUUCGCUGCAUGACAAGUUUACAGCACAGGAGAAUGCUGGUUCUGUAUCUGUUUGAGCUGCCGAAACCUGGGAUGCAAACACUGCCAAGACGAGGCAGAGGGUGAGUUUGGCUUUUUGCAUGACAAAGGAGGGGAGGGGGAUUUGUGCACUCGCACACGGACAGCGGCACGACUACGACCACCACGGACGAGCGUGGCAUGCUGCUAUCCAUUGCAAAAGUCCUCGAUGGUACGUGUGACAAACUCUUCCAUCUCAAGGAAAAAAUGAUUUUCAUUUUUUCGUUCUGAUUGAAUGUUCACGCUGCAUUAUUUUUGCAACUCCUAAUAAAAAACUACGGGCAGAGUUCUAGUUAGUUGUAUACGUGCGAAGAUGUUGCACAUGCAGCUUUUGCUCUGGAUAAGAGUUGCAAUCGACGACUUCUGCCCGUCGCGGGGGCGGUUUGUUUGAGCAGCGGUUCGCCGAACGCGCGCAUGCCUACGGGGUGGCUGCCUUCGGCAAGCUGGGUGAGAUCUCCGCCACGAGGCCCGGCAGCGUGUACUGCUUUGCGUUGUUGCUGUUUCUGAUCUUCAGUCCGGGGCUAACGCUGGUGCCAAAAAUGACCAAGUACCGGGCCGACGAGCUGUGGGUGGAUCAGGAUUCCCGGGCCAAGAUCACACAGAACUGGGUCGAGGCGAACUUCAGCCCGUACAGCAGGUUUGAGCGCAUCAUCCUCGUUUACGAGCCGAACGACGGUGGAAUGUCCCCGACCGUUUCUGGGUUCGGUAACGUUUUGACAUCCGCGGGGUUGGCGAAACUGUGGACCGUCUACAACACGAUUACCAGUGUGAAGUCCAGUAGCCAGAAGUCCUUUGCAGAUCUUUGCACGCGACGCGCCGACGACCUAUCAAAUGCAAAAAUGUCUGGGUCUGGAAGAUUGGUAGGUUUGUCAUGCAGGUUUUCCAUGACCAACGCGGUCUGCCAUGCACGGCCUAGCAUGACAGGUUCUGUGAGAACUCUAAACUGCCUCUAAACUUGUUCAAAAGUGGAACUCUUUUGGUAAUCAUGCAACACAAAUUUUUCCACGAUCCAGAUGCAGCAUGACAAGUUACCUUCUUCCAGACCGCCCAGACAUAUUUGCAAUGCAUACGACCCAAGCCGGUGCUAUGUGGAGGGCGUCGUGAACUUUUGGCGGCAGAACUUCACGGAAUUUCAGCUGUCGGCAACCAAGGUCGCGGACGCCAUGGUGGACUACUACCCAGGGUCGGUGCAGCAGGUUUACCGCAACGACAUGAUGUUCGGGUACCAGGCGACGCCGACUAUUACAAUGAAAUAUGCCCCCACCCCCGAACUUGGGAGCAUUUGUAUUGCAAACCUUUCCAAAUGAAACAUUCGCCCUCUUGCAUCUAUCAGCAUCACAGGUUUCCAAUCGUGAAUAGCAAAAAUUUGUAUUGCAAAAGACCCCAGCAAGAGCGGCGCUUGUCAUGCAAGCGAUACGAUACACGACUAGACUCUGCAUCACAAAGAUUCAUACUCCUUCCAUGUAUGGCAAAAAGUUCUUAUUUGGAAACUUCGCAUCACAAAUUUUUGCAAGUUUGGGGGUGGGGGCGUUUUUCCCUGCAAUACCGACCCCGUUUGCUUUCGGGUUCCAGCUCGGGGUGUUCUUGAAUGACGACGAUGCAAAUGAGGACGACAAUCUGUCCUGGGAGAAAAACUACCUGGACGCCAUGGAAAUGCUUGACGAGGCCGAAAAAGCAUCCUAUUCUGGGUUUCGGGUACUUAGUACAUAAUUAGAAGUCAGUAACCUGUUGGUUGCAUGAUUUAGAAGAUCAUGAACAAAAAAUAUUUCAUCAAACGUCUACUCAGAUCUACCGCGAGUCCACUCGAACGCUUGACGACGAGCUGCUGCGGUCCGUGCGAGGGGAUAUAAUUCUCAAUGGCUUGAGCUACACGCUGAUGUCGAUUUACUGUGGGAUCAUGCUGUCUCGCAAGCCGCAUCCGAAGCUGUACGACUUCAGCCGGGCCUACUGGUGGAAGGUCGUGCGCAUCGGCAGCCGGGCCGCAUUGGCCACCUUGGGCGUGUUUGUGGUCAUCCUCUCCACCAUUAUCGGAUAUGGGUUCUGCUUGUACUGCGGCGUGUACUAUCAAAUGCAAAUAUGUCUGGGUCUGGAAGGUUGGAAGAUUUGGCAUGCAGGUUUUUCAUGACGCGUGAGGUCUGUCAUACAUGACCCAGCAUGACAGAUUCUGUCCGACCUCUAUCAUGCCUCGUCUGCAUGAGAAACUCCCUCUCAGCUUGGUCAAAAGUGGACAGCUUUUGGGAAUCAUGCAACACAGAUUUUAGCACUAUCCAAAAUUAGCAUGACAAGUUGCAACCUUCCAGACCCAGACAUAUUUGCAAUGCAUAUGUACUUCGUCAGCUUACACCAGGUGCUGCCGUUUAUCCUGGUGGGGAUCGGGGUGGAUGUAUCACAGGAAAAAAGUGUUACAGUUGCGCAUUUGUUGGAAUUUCAGCGUCACAAAGUUGCUCCGCAUGGCAAAGAAAACUUGUAAUGCGCAGACAUUAAGAGAAAACACAAACGAAAUGACGCUGGCAAGCAUUUCCUGCAAGACAGAGGCUGUCUGUCUUGCUUGUCUUGCAUCAGACGAGUGGGUAACUGUGACGCUUUUUUCUCACGAUAGGAUGACAUGUUUAUCCUGGUGAACGCUUUCGACAGUUUAUCAAAAGGAAAAAUCCCCCCUCCCCAUACUCAAACCACAAAUUUGUGAUGCAGAUUUGUGGUCACAAAUCAGCUUCGUCAUGCUAGAAGGGAAAAGAUGCGGACUGUAGUGCGGGUUGCCGUGCGAAAGCCUUGCAUCUUCAGCAUGACAGGGGGCAGCUGGAAGUCGGAAACAGCAUGACAAAUUGCCUGCAAACGAGGCCACAGCUGCGUCUCUUGGCCUUCUAGCAUUACAAGUCGAUUUGUGUACUCAAAUACAGCAUCACAAAUUUCGUUUUCGAUAUGGGGAGGGGGGAUUUUUCCUUUUGAUAGAGUUUCCCGGACCUCCCCCCAAAGGAACGAGCCAGAAAGGCGCUGGAGAAGUGCGGCAUGACCGUCACCCUCACCAGUUUGACAAACGUGGUGGUCUUUCUGUUCGGAGCCACGUUCAGCUACCCCGCUGUGCAGUAUUUCUGCAUCUACGCCGCCAUGGCCAUCUUUUUCAACUACGUGCUGCAGUGCACGCUUUUCACGGCCUUUCUGGUGAAGGACCUGCAACGCCAAGAGAAACGGUUGCAGGACGGCAUGUGCGCGGCUUUUCUUCCGAGUGUUUGCUUAGCAACGAACGGCGGUAGUGAGGCGCGCUGCAGCGACUCUACUUCCGGCACAGUAUUAUGCUGUGGACGACCGCUGCUGACAAGUGGGCAAGUGGAAGAGAUUCGGACAAUAACUGCAAGAACAACUUCUACGCAGACCAGCGAACAGCGGGCGGAGGCAAAAAUCUUAGAGAAAGGAAGUGGAACAGCAACUUCUACCGAUAGAACGAAUAAUGAGGGUUUUUUUGAAGAAAGCGCAGGAGGACAGGUAGCCGCCCCUGAUAUCGCUCCUCCUCAGGACCACGAAAGAAGUGACGGUCAAGAUGAAAUGAAGACCGCUAAAAUAAAUGAUGCAGUAGCUGUAGCACCAGUCUCCACGGUUCUCUUCGCGUCCUAUGACGACAGCAAUUUUCGCCCCUUCAUUCGAAGAUGUUACGCCCCGCUCCUGACCCUGCCGGUUGUGAAGCUGUUGGUCUGCGUUGUUUUCUUCGGGUACUGCGGCUUUAGCAUCUACUGCAUCACAAACGUAACCAAGGACUUUGACUUGAAGGAACUCUGUCUAUCCAAGAAAAAAAGAUUGUAGGUGUAACUUUCUUGGAGGAACACCAUGACAAAUCCGUCUGACAUGAGAGCAAAAAUCUGUCAUGCGCAGAUAGUACGGAAAAACGCCAUUGAACGGACCCUCCAAUGCAUGCCCAGCAUGACAGACGCAGUCAUCUUACAUGUUGCGCAUCACAAAUUUACACUAGCAACGUUUUUUUCUUGGAUACUGUCCCGACGAGAGUUACUACCGCGACAUGCUAGAGAUCACCGACCAGAUGUACGAAAUGAGCGGGAAGGGACGACUCAACUUUGGCCUCUACUACACGCAUGACCAUUCGCAACUUGAUUCCCAAAACGUUAUGAUCGAGCACGAAACCACGGUCCGGCACCUGAAAUACGUGGAAAGCGACGAAGUGACCUCGUGGUUCCGCGCCUUCCGGCAGUAUUGCGUGACCAACGGCACGGUGUGCGCGCAGGAGAAGGUGCCGGGGAUAUCGUAUGUAGUGAGGUCACCGAACGGUUCUAACCAGGGAGUUUUUUUGACAUAUACCCUGAAAAACGACCGGCAGUUUUGAAGCGGCCGGAAGUGUUUUUGAGCAUAAAAAGUUUUCACUUAUCAAGCGGCCGGGGCGUUUGCGGCAAAAAAGCCCGAGCGGAUUCUAUCGGUUCCCGCUUGAUAAAACGACGCAGGGGAGCCGGCAAAAGGGGCGCCCUUCUGAGGCGCCCGCCGCCUUAGUUUCUGGCGAUUUGGGGAGCCCAAAAAGGGGCGCGUAAAAAACGCACCCAAAAUCAGAACAGCGAAACAGCGUGGCACGGCCGCGAUUUCGGAGCAUUUUGGGCGGCCGCGAAAGCGGCCGCCUUUUCGCCGGUUUUAGAGCCUGGGAAGCUUUGCAAAAAGCGCCGGCGUGAAAAAUAAAAACGCGAAAAAUAAAAAGCGCCCCAGACGCGCAAAGCCAAUCCGCAUGCUAUGGGCCCGGUUUUUCUUCGCUUUUUGAGCGCCCCCCGUGGCACCCGGAUCGGCCCCAUAGCGUCGGGGCUGGCUUUCGGAGAGGAAUUUUGGAAGUGUGCCAAAAUUUGUGACGUUUCCCAGGUGGCCGCAAUACCGUGCGGCAUAACGUUAAUCACGGCGGUAUGGCGAGCCCAGAAGAAGCAAAGCCGCGGCCAAGGCGGCGGUCGGCAAAAAAACGCCCACGACCUCACUACCCCCGCCCCGGCGGCUAUAUUUGGUAAGGAAAAAUCCCUCCUCCCCAUACUGAAAAGGUAUGUUUGCGAAAAUUUGUGUUGCUGAUUCGAGGUCACAAACCACAUUUGUCUUGCAAGAAGACAAGGGCAGCAGCUUCCGCCCUAUUAUGGAAGCGAUUUGUCAUGCUCUGGGGCCUAAAGGGGAGCCGUUUGCCAUGCUGAGCAACUAGACCCAUAGGCCCCUACCUAGCCUGGGGAUCUGGCCGCAGUGCCUCUCUGCAGUACAAAGCUGAUAGAUUCGUGUACAGAAAUACAGCAUCAGAAAUUCCGUUUUGAUAUGGGGAGGGGGGAUCUUUCCUUUCGAUAGGGGAGUGCCGUGGUUCCGCACGGCGAUCCCCGGUUGUUCGGGAACUUGGUUUUUAA
Amoebophrya sp. A120 is the source of this 13915-nucleotide messenger RNA. The record is from the annotation of a GenBank genome assembly. NCBI's taxonomy places the organism in Eukaryota, Dinophyceae, Syndiniales, Amoebophryaceae.